CCCGAAAUUCCGGCACAUGUGUUGAAGCUCUCACAACCGGUAUCAAAUUGAAAGAUCUAUUGUUAGUCGAGGGUAUGCGCCGUGUUGGCAGUGGAGAGAACGCCAGCUGGUUAUCGUGAUUAGUGCGCCGAGUGGCGGCGAGUCGGUCCGAGACGGAGGGCAGCGGAGUGUAGCGAAGUUCAGUCAGUCAGACGGCGGAGCCUGCGUCGGGUGUAUUCGUUAGUGGGCGUAGACUUGGUGGAUGCUACUGUUGCUUGCUGUACUCUGUUGCGUCACGGACUGAUAGCGUGUUAAAUCUCCGCUCGGCUGUGUGUGAUAGCAGUGUGCUAACUCUGUACUGCCUGUGUACUCCUCGCUGUACUGCCGUGGUGUGGUAUUGAUUGGAAUUCACCGCCGCUGUCUCGGGACCUGAUCGAUGUUGUUGCUAAAAGGAGAACCGGUACCACUGGGUCAGUUUGAGAGUGACCUCGCGAUGCCUAGACUACCCCCUCUGGACCCGGCCUCCGCCCUGAUGACCGGCUACAACGACUGCGGGGAAGAGGCCAUCCGCUACCUGAUGGAGGUGGAGAACCUCCCCGCCGACCACCCCCUUGUUGUGGGUCUCAGGUCGCACCUCAUUGAGCAAAGGAAAGCUCUGGACUUAGCCAACCUAAUCAGCGGUCCACCACUUUUUGGAUCUGGUCCUAAUUAUUCGUCGCCCUCUGAAGGGCAAACAGACUCUUCAUAUCAACAUUUACCCACGUCAGAGUUUCUUAUUCCUGGAUCACAUUCUGUAGUGACAGUCCCAGACUCGGCAGUGUAUCAGGACUUCGUGCCACUACACGGAGCGUUGCCCUCCAUGAGUGAAACAGACUUGUUAAUCCGGUCUCUGGCAGAGGAGAUAUUUUCUCUGCUGGAGGAAGAUGAUGGUUUUUAUGAUGAGGAUGAUGAGGUGGAAGAGGACAUGUCAUAUAGUCAUGUGGGAAACAGUUUACAGGCCACGGAGCAGUGAUCUCAGUUCCUAGAUUAUAUUUAUGGCUCUAUCAGGUGCAAUAUUCCCCAAACAUGUCCAUUAUCAACUUCAUUUUUAUCGUCUUGGCACUACAGUUUCCACCAUUGUUGUGGGACUACAGUUUCCACCAUUGUUGUGGGACUACAGCGUCCACCAUUGAUGUGGGACUACAGUUUCCACCAUUGAUGUGGGACUACAGCGUCCGCCAUUGAUGUGGGACUACAGUGUCCGCCAUUGAUGAGGGACUACAGUUCCCAUCAUUGUUGUGGGACUACAGCGUCCGCCAUUGAUGUGGGACUACAGCGUCCGCCAUUGAUGUGGGACUACAUCGUCCGCCAUUGAUGUGGGACUACAGCGUCCACCACUGAUGUGGGACUACAGCUUCCACCAUUGUUGUCGGACUACAGCGUCCACCACUGAUGUGGGACUAAAGCUUCCGCCAUUGAUGUGGGACUACAGCGUCCACCAUUGAUGUGGGAUAACGGCGUCCGCCAUUGAUGUGGGACUACAAUUUCCGCCAUUGUUGUGGGACUACAGCGUCCGCCAUUGAUGUGGGACUACAGAUUCCGCCAUUGUUGUGGGACUACAGCGUCCGCCAUUGAUGUGGGACUACAGCGUCCGCCAUUGAUGUGGGACUACAGCGUCCGCCAUUGAUGUGGGACUACAGCGUCCGCCAUUAAUGUGGGUCUACAGCGUCCGCCAUUGAUGUGGGACUACAGCUUCCGCCAUUGAUGUGGGACUACAGCUUCCGCCAUUGAUGUUCAGGGAAGUACUACUUCACCAACAGCACUUGUGUUUUGAAUAUAUGUGGUUUGUGAGCAUAUUUGCUGUACUGCAUGUGAACAUAUUCAUGAGUGACGAUUUGUUUCUGUAUUUGUCAUAUGUGCUGUUUUAUAAUAUAUCUGCAGUUUCUCACUAUGCCACAUCCAUGAAAAUACAUAAACUGCUAUGCAGGUGACUCAUUGUGCUAUUUCUAGAAAAUGCAUAAAUAUUUAUACAGGUGACACAGUAUGCUACUUCUAGCAAACAAUGUUGUUAAAUUGUUUGGCACUUGCAAAAUACGUCUUUUUCUUGUUCCGACACUUUCAAAACGUGCUAUUUGUCAGUGUGUCAAAAUGUGCUACCACUAGGGAAAAUAUUGACUCUGUUUUAUGUAUUAUCAUGUUUAGUUCUUAAAAAUGCAUAAAAUGUGCUAUGAAUGAAUGAAUGUGUACAUAACGGACGCUAUAGGUUCAUUUGUUUGGUGUCUUGUUUUGUUUCUGAAUGCAGCAAGUAGUCAAAGAAAAUAAUGUAAAUUUUGGACUAGUUACCAAUGUAAGUGUAAAACCGGUGAUAAAAAAGACAUACACAUUAAUUUAAUUUAAUUUAAUUUAAUCCUGUUAGACCAACAGUAGGACAAUCUGUAACACAACUGCAUGUAAAAUAUUGAGGGUUAAAACAAGGUUACUCGUCCCAACAUGUGCACCACAAUUGGACAAAGGCAUAUAAAAGAUCUCUUGCUACAUUAGAAAUAGCCUAUGAUUAAUUAAUCAAUGUGCUCUAGUGGUGUUUUUAAACAAAACAAACAAGGUUAGGACCUCCAUGGAAUCUUUGACUUCGGAUAUGAUUUACAACCAGUGGAGGACAAUGUGCAGACAGACAAACUAUUUGAUUAUAUUUUAGUCAGUCUCGCUAGCAUCAGUUGCAAAUAGUCUUCGAUCUCGUGUGAAUCGUUUCUGUAGUUCUUUGAAAUGAAUCCAGUGUGACACUUGGCAUUAUGCCCAUACAUAAAAUAUUGUAAUUGUGUCUUUAUUGUAUCUUAUUAGAUUCCCUCGCAUUGUUGUGUGUACAUUUUCUCAACCAGAAACUAUUUUGGGAUUGUUUUGUUGAUAUUGACGUGUGUAUUUAUAAUUUAUUGUAUGGCCAGACACAUAAAGUUGAACAAUCGAAAAA
This is a messenger RNA of Gigantopelta aegis, 2923 nucleotides long. RefSeq lists its product as uncharacterized. NCBI's taxonomy places the organism in Eukaryota, Metazoa, Mollusca, Gastropoda, Neomphalida, Peltospiridae. Bases 416 to 991 code for a protein of 191 amino acids. The transcript has 2 exons. The record is from RefSeq and is a predicted model, not a curated record.